UUUAUCCUUUUUGAAAGUAGAGGUUGAAGGAAUUCGAAAUUACGAACGCUCGACAUUCGGUAAAAGGAGGGAAAUAAAAAAAUAUAAAACAGAAAAAUCAGGAAAUCCUCUCAAUACAGUCUCAAAAGUUCUUUAACAGUUAUAGAUGAUGAUAAUAAAUUGACGGUAAUUUUUUAAACCUUUUUUAUUGAACAACCAAUUAGCAUGUUAUUGGACAAAGGACACCCCGAAUAGCUGUAUUGUAUUAAAAUAAUAAAGUUUCAAGUUUAUGAAUAUACCUAGUUAGAAAUGGAUGCGAUAUCUAUAAAGUUCGUUCUUUCAAAUGACUUGGAAGAUGAGAGUGGAGCUAGUGAAAUAAUGCUUCAAGCUUUUGAGGCCUGUCAACAAAAUAAAGUCAACACGGUAUGGAUAAAGGAAAAAGAUAUUUACAAAAUACAGUUGAAGAAAACAGAUUUCAUUGUUUUUGAAUCAUUUGAAGGAAAAGAUUUUGAAACUAUCAAAGAGCAGAAGAGUGCUAGUAUUGUAGGACCGUGGUGCAUUUUAAUAUGUUUGAUGGAAGGCAAAAAAAUACCUAACUUUUCAUGGCCAAUCUACAAUGUAGCAAUGUAUGAUUGCAUAGUUACUUCUUCACACUUACCCAAAUCUGUUAAAACUGAAAUUAGUGAGAAAGUUAAACAAAUGGGUGGAUAUUACUCUGAUGUUUUAUCAGAUAACACAACACAUUUAAUAGCUGAUAGUGUGAAAAGUGCAAAAUAUAUGAGAGCUAUAGAAAUGAAUAUAAAAGUACUCACUCCGUCUUGGAUAAAAGCUGUAUGGGAAAUGAGUCAAGAAGCUAAUAUCCAUUGUAAUGAUAAACAAUUUGACAAAUUCAAAUGCCUACCUUUCCACAAGCUAAUCAUUUGUACGACAGGUAUUUCUAGUUUGAAAGAGAGGGAGGCAGUUAGGAAAAUGGUGAUUGAAAAUGGAGGGGAAUUCACUGGGAAACUCAAUUUGAAAACUACAGAUUUCCUGAUUUGUGAGGGUACAGCGGGUACAAUGAGUGAGAAGUAUAAAGAAGCGAGAAAAACAGAAAAUGUUACUUGUGUCACAUUGCAAUGGCUACAAGACAGCAUCAAAAAAGGCUUUUGCUUGCCACAUCACGACUACAGUGUGAAAAAAAGUACAUCCACCCCUCAAAAAAGUGAUUUUAUCAACCCAGAUUUCUCCACCAUGAGUGCCAUAAACCAAUCAACAGUCAAUACAACUAGCAUAGAAGAAACGAUGAUAAGAAGACCCUACAACUUUGAGAGUGCAUCAUCAACUCCGACCAAUGGAGUGAAGAGAAAAGUUUUCACAGAAUGUGACAAUCUCAUCGAACAAAUUGAUAUCAAGAAGGCCAAGAGAAGCGGACAGUUUCUUGAUGGAUGUUCCGUCUACUUGGUGGGUUUCAAGGAAGAUCAUAGAGAAAAACUAUGCAAGAUAAUAAACACAAGUGGCGCCACUCGAUGUGACGAUAUGUCAGAUCGUGUAACACAUGUCAUAGUGGGUGAUCCGGAAUCUCACGAAUUGAAACUCAUCAAGUCGAAAAGUUAUUCCUGCGUCAUAGUCACAGUUCAGUGGCUUCUGGACAGUAUUGAGAGGAAACGACCUUGCGGCGAAGAGUCCUAUCUGGUUAACAAUUUGAGAGACGAGUCCAAGUUCAAAUCUCCCAUGGGGAAAAAGGGCUUGAGUUUGUUACGUUCCAGUAAAAUAAUAACUGAAUUAGAUCUGACCCAAUCGCAGAAGGAAAAGGAGAACCUGGAAGACGAAAUAGAUUUGGAAGCCGAAAAGGAGAUUAUGAAGCAUUAUAUGAUGCCUGAACCUAGUCAGGAGGACACUCUCGCCAACCUUCUGAGGAACGCUAACUAUGACAGCAAGCGAAUGGAAGGAGGAGAGUCGAAAUCUCAGACCAAACAGAACAUCGACAUGCCGUCCACUGAAGAAGAAGAAAGAACUUUUACAUCACAGACUGUGAGCCAAACUCUGGAGAUCUUUCGCGGUCUUAGCUUUUUUGUCACUAGUUUCGACGAUGAACAAGUGGCCGAGAUGAGAGAACAGAUAGAGGGCGCCCUAGGGUGCAUCACCAUGGAUAUAAAGGAGGCCAACUUUGUUGUUGCACCAUGCUUUAUUACCGAACACAUAGACUACGACCAAGACAUCACCAUCAACGACCUGUGGAUCUACGACUGCAUCACGGCAGAGGAGAUACUAUCGGUGAAGUACUACCACCGUCCCCUCUUCAUCAAGAACCCUUCCGUGUUGGAGGAUUGCGUCGUGACCAUCAGCGGCUACUCGGGCUACGAACGUAACUUCCUGUCCUCCCUGAUCGUCAUGCUGGGCGGAGUGUCGCAGGAGCAGUUCUGCAGGAUCACCUCCGCGGAGAGGAACGUCCUCGGGUCCACGCACCUGGUCACCGCCGAGCCCAGCGGGAAGAAGUACGCAGGCGCGCUGAAAUGGCGCCUGCCCGCCGUGGACAAGGAUUGGCUGAUCGCAUGCGCCAGGAGCGACUCCAGGCUGCCGGAACAGGAGUAUUCCGUGUCGAGGAACAGUACGAAAAACGAAGCUACUUUAUCCUCUAGCAAAUCAGAUAAUAAUUCAAACAAAGAGAACCUAUCAAAUAAUCCGUCCAUAGGCUUGGAAUCUUUGAAAAUCUCAGGUAAAGAUAUUGUCCCACCACAUUUGCUAGAAUUCAACAAAGACUACUAUAAUGUUGCAUUUGGUAUCUCAGCAGUCUCCGAUCACUCAAGGAUUUCGAUGAAAGAUGCCCCUGAGAUAUCAAGAAAUACUUCUGAUUUCAAUAAGAGCCAAAAUGGACGAUAUAAAGAUGAUAGUCAAAAAUCUAGAAAUAAGUUAGAGGAUAACUUUAGGUCUAUUGAGAAAAAUUCGAAUUUAAGUCAUAUUGCUGAAGUUUCUGGGAAUGCUUCAAUUGCUUCUUACACUGCCAGUUCAGAAGUCAACGAUUCUGGCGUUACAUCCCAAUCCAAUCAAGCUGAAGGAAUAGGAACGCCAAAAGGAUCUGUUGCAGAUGACUCUUUUACAAUACCAGCGCCUAGAAAACUGAGUUUGGGUCGCAAAGAACUGAUGAGAACACCGAAAUCCAGAGAUCCAUUCCGAACACCAGACAACAAAAUGGACGACGUGUUCUACAGUCAAGUGACGCCAGUAGACAAAAUCAUGAAUGAAGUGCGACUGACAAACCUUCUGGGCACUCCGGAAUCUCCCCAGUUGGCCAAACUGCCUUGGGAUGUCGACACACCGGAGACUCCUUAUGGCGCUUACAUAGACCCCAAUCCGUCAAAAAGUUUGAGAAAGGAAAUGCUGAGGUUCCUCAAUAGGUUCCCUGACAACACACCUGUUACCAAAAGAAGAAUGAGUACGCCACUUUCCGAAUUGAAAAGGAGGCUGUGGAACAAAAUCGGUUCUUCCAAUUAUGAUAGUCAAAGUCAGAGUCAAACUCCUGGUAAAGUUGAGAGUCAGGUAGAAGAAGAAGAACCUGAAACAGAAAAGGAGAGCAACACUCAAUCGGCACUGGUGAAUACGAGACUGCAACAACUUGAAGAGAUGAUGGCUGCUGCCAGUGGCAGCGCAAAUAAAUCUAAGAGACAAAGUAAAGUAGCAGAAGUUCCUGAACGAGUUUCUGAGUUCAACAUGAGGGAGUCUCAACCAUGUACAGUACAAUGGGACUUUGGAAAAGACACUCAGGAGGAACCGCCACCCAAGACGAAAGUCUUCAUGAUAUCCGGAAUAGGGGACCCGAACGUCAAAUCGAGACUCGUAUCUUCUUUGAAAGAAUUGGGAGCCACGGUGUCUGAAACUUCCACUUACGAUCCCAGCUCGACGCAUCUGCUGUGUCCCAAACCGGCGAGAAACGAGAAGACCCUGUCUUGUAUGGCUGCCGGCAAAUGGAUCUUGCACAUCAAUUACGUGGAGGCUUGCCUCAAGGCUGGAAAAUUCUUGAAUGAAGAAGAAUAUGAAUUCGGUAAUCCGAACUCCAUAGGAAAGAUAACCAUCGAACUUGACCGCGAUAUCGAAAUAAGGAUGCAGGCUAUCUACUAUUGGAGGAACGAAAUUAUUAGGACAGGAAGAGGACCCUUCAAAGACAUGAGGGCUAUAAUUGUCGCUGAAAAAACGCAAGCUUUAAUCAGUGUAAUCGAAGCUGGUGGAGGAGUCGUUAUUGAUGCUUUACCUCCUUUCGAUGAUGUUGUACAUGCAACCCACUGCCUUAUGGAACCAAAGAGUGUAUCAAAUUUUUCCCUUUACGAGUCUCUAGCUAAGCAAGGAAUUUAUUGUGUUAACACCGUGUUUUUGAGUGACUUCUUGCACAGGAUUAAUAAAGACGUCAAAGACUCAAUAUUGCCAUUUUAUCAAAAAUAUUUCAGAUGAAUGAUUUUGUUUAAUUGUUUCUCCAAGUCAAUUUGGUUUUAUGAUCUGUGUUAUUUAGUUAAUUAUUUACCAGUUAAUUUUGAAUAUGAAUUAAUCGAAUUGAAUGAUUUAGACUGAAAGUUUCUCAAUUGUGGUACUUGUACAAUGUACAGGUUCGAGAUUUAUAUAUUGUUCAUCAUAUAAGAUUAAACAUUGAAAAGCAAAA
Harmonia axyridis is the source of this 4606-nucleotide messenger RNA. RefSeq names its product DNA topoisomerase 2-binding protein 1. The record is from RefSeq and is a predicted model, not a curated record. Lineage: Eukaryota; Metazoa; Arthropoda; Insecta; Coleoptera; Coccinellidae. Bases 289 to 4401 code for a protein of 1370 amino acids. The transcript has 19 exons. Gene Ontology annotation, biological process: mitotic G2 DNA damage checkpoint signaling; DNA replication initiation; mitotic DNA replication checkpoint signaling.